This is a messenger RNA of Wickerhamiella sorbophila, 1077 nucleotides long. RefSeq lists its product as hypothetical. Bases 1 to 1077 code for a protein of 358 amino acids. The transcript has a single exon. NCBI's taxonomy places the organism in Eukaryota, Fungi, Ascomycota, Dipodascomycetes, Dipodascales, Trichomonascaceae. The record is from RefSeq and is a predicted model, not a curated record. Gene Ontology annotation, molecular function: oxidoreductase activity, acting on NAD(P)H.
AUGUCCACCCGUCCUCAAUGGUAUGCCGUCAACAAGCAGUUGGUCAAAAAGGAAGUUCCUAUUCCUACUCUUGCAGCCGACGAAGCUCUGAUUAAAGUCAAGGCUAUUGCUUUCAACCCCACUGAUUUCAAGCACGUGGACUUUGAAAUCGCCAAGAACAGCGGUGUUGGCUGCGACUUUGCCGGCGAUGUGCUCGAGAUCGGUUCCGCCGUCACCAAUGUCAAGGUUGGCGAAUCGGUUGCUACCUUCAUCUCUUCUGGCAACGACGCCGAGCCCAGCAAGGGCGCAUACUCGACGAUCGUCAAAGUCAAGGCUGAUUCAUUGAUUCGGUUCCCUCGUCCAUUGAAGGAGAGCAGCGGCAGCAGCUUGCCCUCCGAUUUCCCCACCACCUACGAGCAGGCGGCUUCUCUUCCCUGUGCUCUGGUGACGGUUGCUCUUGCCUACGAAGAGUACAAUCUGUGGGACAUUUCUGCUGCAGGCUCCCACAAGGGCUAUGCAGUGAUCUACGGUGCUGUUUCAUCUCUCGGUUUCCAGGCUGCUCAGAUCGCCAAGCAUCUUGGAUUCACCGUGAUUGCCAUUGCCUCGAAGAAGCACGCCAAGCUGCUGGAAUCCGUCGGAAUCACCCAUGUCGUUGACUACCACGACAAAGAUUUCAUCGAGCAGGUCCGCAAGAUCGGCGGCGACGAAAUCACUUUUGGUUACGAUGCCAUCUCCUUCGACGAGACGUAUGCCAACAUUGUGCAGAUGGUCUCUACUACCAAGCCUGUCAAGAUCAAUCUGUCUUUGCCUGGGCUGAAGGAGCCCAAGAAGGGUGCCAAUGUCACCGUUGACAUCCCUCUUGCCUACCUGAUCGAGGACAAGGAGAAGGACUUUGCUGGGUUCGUUCUCAAGGGCAAGCCCAAUUAUAUUACCGACCGCCCCCGCUACAUCAACCACCUUAGCCAGCUCAUUGCUGACAAGCAAUUGAAGAGUUUGCCUGUCAAGGUUGUUGGCCAGGGCAUCGAUGCCGUCCCGGCCGGAGUCGAUGCUAUUCGCAAGGGGGUUUCUGGCGAAAAGAUUGCCAUCCGUCUCUACUAA